AUGGUGGAGAAGUUGAAAGAAAAAUUCUUGCCUAAUGACUACAAUGUUCAGCUCUACAAGAGGCUCCAAAAUCUGAAACAAAAAGAUAGGGAUGUGCAGGCAUACACUGAGGAAUUUCACAAGUUGGAUAUAAGAGCAGCACAUGACGAAGAUGAUGAAGAGAAGGUGGCAAGGUAUCUGAAUGGGUUGAGGUAUAACAUUCAAGAUGAACUUAGUCUCACAACACCAAGAAUAGCAAAGGAGUGUUAUAAGUUGGUUAUGAAGGUUGAGGAAAAGUUGCAGAGAAGGCAAGAGAGAAAAGGAAGAGGUAGAGGAAAUACCACAGAGGAAGAGGAAAAAGACAAACUCAAGAAGACCAAGGAGACACAAUCAAAGGUAAGGAGCAAGUUACUGAUUUUAGAGGAGGCUUUAGAGGCACAAGAGGAAGGUUCAACUACAUUCACGGGAAGGUGCUACAACUGCAAUGAAAUUGGUCAUCUAGCAUUCAAGUGUCCAGAAUGA
Molecule: messenger RNA, 501 nt
Organism: Cryptomeria japonica (Japanese cedar)
Lineage: Eukaryota; Viridiplantae; Streptophyta; Pinopsida; Cupressales; Cupressaceae
Exons: 1
Coding region: 1-501 (166 amino acids)
Molecular function (GO): zinc ion binding; nucleic acid binding
Source: RefSeq, a predicted model, not a curated record